Stomoxys calcitrans (stable fly) is the source of this 4930-nucleotide messenger RNA. RefSeq lists its product as uncharacterized. Lineage: Eukaryota; Metazoa; Arthropoda; Insecta; Diptera; Muscidae. Bases 497 to 4930 code for a protein of 1477 amino acids. The record is from RefSeq and is a predicted model, not a curated record. The transcript has 3 exons.
ACUGUCGAUUUUAUGUUAUCGAUUAUUCUUAAAUAGUUAUUGCUAUUAAUUCUUGUGAUUUGUUUAUUGUUUGUCAAAUUUUGUAAAAGGGAGAAUGAAAAACUAUUACUGGCGAAAAAGGCGCGGUGAAGAAGAGUGCACUGAAAGAAGAUAAGGAAUUCAUCUUUUAUAUCUUUGUGUUAACAAAGAUACACAAAAGUUAUUAUAUUCUUUUAAAAAAUUUACAGGCGCUAAGUUUUCAUACCAAAAUGAAUUUUAAUACUCAAAUAUAAAACACCAAUCUGGAAACCCUAACGAGUUUUGUAUUUGGUGUUCAAAAUCCAGUGGAAUCUUGGCGUCCGGGAAAUCCCAAUAACAUUUUAAAAUUCAUUUUGAUACACCAUUUGAGUACGUCCAAAGUCUCAUCUCGGUAUCAGCGAAUCAAAUCGUUAACCUAACCUCAAACCUUGGAAGAAGGAGCAUCAUCAACUGGCUAAAAAACCGUAAGUCCUAAAUAAUGGCUACAUCUUCCUUACAGGGUCAACCACAAAACCAACAAAAAGAGCAACCCAUAAAUACACUACAAACUUGCCCAACAUGUAACAAACCAACACGCUCAUGCUGUAUUAGUUGCAGCAAAUGCCACAAACUCUUUCACUUCGAGUGUGCUCGUGUCACCAAUAUUUUGCAAAUAUAUACCUGCUCAUCAUGUUCUCAAAGUUCUAGCCCAGCAAGUCCCACUCACUCUGUACGCAGUCAUUUAAGCAUUUCUUCCGAUAAAUCACUGAACCGCAGACAAAACUUGCUACUACAACGCCUUGAGGAAGAAAAACAGCUUGCGAUUGAACGAGACCGCGAAUUUUUGAAUCGAAAAUACCAAAUAUUAGAACAAUUCGCAGACCACAGCGACAACGAAAGUUCCCUGGUAGAUUCUGUUAGUGAGUGGCUAAAUACUCAGCCUGCAGCAUAUUCCAACGACACCACACAAGAUUUGUUUGCCAACCACUUCGAUGAAAAUACUUACCAUAAUUUACCAACUGCUAGCUCUAAUGCUGCGUUUAUAGACAAUUACAAUCCGUCAUUAACAAUUACUAACAGCGGCCAUCAGACAGUAACACGACACCAACCAGAUAUAGCCCAUAAUAUGUCGAGCAACACAGCUCGGCCCGCCUUCACAUCUACACUCAACAAUAAUGCAACAUUUAUUAAUAAGCCUUCAUCCCAAAGUUCUCUUUUCCCCGCGAAUUUGCGUGAUAGCGUUCCACCAUCAUUUUUAAAUACACCACAAAAUCUCUCCAGCACUGAUCUCACGUACCAGCAAAUAAAUGCCAGACAGACGGUUCCAAAAGAUUUGCCAGCGUUUGGAGGAAACCCAACAGAAUGGCCUUUGUUUAGUUCCACCUACGAUUGGUCUACGGCAGUCUGCGGCUUAACAGAUGCUGAAAAUUUGGUUCGUCUCCAAAAGGCACUUCGCGGUGAUGCUCUCCAAGCCGUACAGCAUAUAUUGAUUCACCCCUCUUGCGUUGCAACGGCCAUGGCAACAUUAAAGCUUUUGUAUGGACAGCCAGAAAAAAUUCUGCAUUCGCUAAAAAUGAAAAUCCGUAGUUUACCGCCUAUUAAUGCAAAUAAACUGGACACUAUUACCUCAUUCGCAGUGCAAGUGAAAGGCCUUCAAGCGACUAUUGAAGCGUGUGAUCUUUUAGAUGAAUUGAAUAACUCUUCCCUUUUGCAGGAGUUAAUUUCCAAAUUGCCGUCUUACUUCCAAAUUAAUUGGGGAACAUUUAAAAUGAACUUAGCAAAACAAAACAAAAGAGUAAAUCUGUCAGAAUUCUCCAAUUGGAUGUUUGACAUAGGUCUCUCAGCAAGCAGCGUAAACAUUGAGAGCCUAUGUACCUCUGCUGCAGUACCUGUCAUUCAAAGCAAGCAGAGAAACGCUUAUGUUCAUACUCACGCAGAAGAGAACAGCAAUACGUGCAUGCUAUGUGGUGGUGACUGCAGAAACAUACCUUCUUGUGAGAAAUUUAUUACAGCUGAUCGAGCCCAGAGAUGGGAGAUGGUUAGAGAGUUUCAAUUAUGCAAGCAAUGCCUUCGUAAACACUACGGCCCAUGCAACGCAAAUGUAUGUGGAAAAGAGGGGUGUCAAUAUAAACACCACUGUCUUCUUCACAAAACUCGUCAUAACGAAGGAGCAGAUAAAAACAAACAAGCAACAUCAAUGGAAUCACAAAACAAUGCAAUCGCAGAAAAUUCAACUCAUUCUUGUAACACGCACAGUGCAUCCAUUCACAAUAAUUUCUUUAAGAUUAUCCCCGUAACCAUUUAUGGUAGUGGCGAUAAGCUAUUCAAAACGUAUGCCUUUAUAGACGAGGGGUCUUCUACAAGUUUGAUUGAAGAACAAAUAAUGUAUGAUUUAAAUCUUUCAGGGUCACCCGAACCUCUUUGUUUAAAAUGGACGGGAAAUGUCGAGCGUGAAGAGCAAAACUCCAGUCGUCUUUGUAUUACCCUCGCAGGCCCCAAUCAAAAGAGGUUUAAAGCUGAUGUGAGAACAGUUAAACAUCUAUCGCUGCCUAAACAAACAGUUGACUGCGAAGCGAUUGCCCAAGCAUUUCCCUAUUUGAAAGGCAUUCCUAUUCAAGGGUAUAAAGAUGCAGUACCGCGUAUUCUUAUUGGCUUAAAUAAUUCACGAUUAUGUGUUUCUCAGCGAAUAAAAGAGGGAAAGGCAAAUCAACCGGUUGCAAUUUGUACUCGCUUAGGCUGGCUGUUGUGUGGCUCGUCCAAAGGGAUUUCAUCGGUGGAGUAUCAUCAUUGUCAUGUAUGCGAGUGUAAUGUGGAUUUAGAAAAUAACUUAGAUAAACUAAUCAAAAGAUUUUAUUGCUUGGAAUCAUCUGGUAUUAGCUGCACAAUGAAAGCGUUAAGCGAUGACGACAGUAAAGCAAUUGCAAUUAUGGAAAAAUAUACAAAGCAGAGGCCCGAUUCACACUAUGAAACUGCAUUAUUGUGGCGAGAUGAAAACAAAGUUAUGCCCAACAGCUAUGAGAUGGCAAAAAAAAGAUACUUGUGUCUAGAAAAAAGAUUAAAAGCUGAUAAAGACUUAGAUGCUAUUUUAAAUAAGACUAUUUCUGAAUAUGUUUCUAAAGGCUAUAUAACAAGAGUUACCUCAAAUGAUAUGUUAUCAGCAAAGAAACUCUGGUAUUUGCCAAUUUUUCCGGUGUUCAACAAGAACAAGCCCGGCAAGACCAGAAUCGUUUGGGAUGCCGCCGCAACAGUAAAUGGAGUAUCUCUCAACUCAAUGUUAUUUAAAGGGCCAGAUUUAUUGUCGUCGCUUCCAGAUAUACUUUUUCGUUUUAGGCAAAAGUCUGUGGCCAUUUGCGGUGAUAUAGAACAAAUGUUCCACCAGAUUUUUAUACGGGAGGAAGAUCGUAACGUUCAGCGGUUUUUAUGGCGUGCAGAAGAUGGUGAUGAAGAACCAAAUAUUUUUAUCAUGAAUGUCAUGAUUUUCGGCGCAUCAUGUGCACCAUGUAUUUCACAAUUUGUGAAAAACUUGAAUGCCAAUAAGUAUCGAAAUCAAUUUCCAGCUGCCGCUAAUGCAAUUGUGCAUAAUCACUAUGUGGAUGACUUUUUAGAUUCUGUGGACACAAUUGAAGAGGCAAUCCACCUAGCCAGAAAUAUUAAAUAUGUUCACAGCAAAGCGGGAUUUAAUAUACGAAAUUGGAUCUGUAAUAACAGUGACGUUCUAAAGGCAAUAAAUGGGGAACAUGGUCAAAAUCAGAAGGAUCUUAACUUAGGCAGUGGUGUUGAUACAGAUAAAGUUUUGGGUAUCUUUUGGAGUUCAAGGGACGAUUUUAUUACAUUCAAAGUAUCACCCCACCUUAAAGAGAGCAAUUUAUUUGUAAAAGGCAAAACGCCAACGAAGAGAAACUUGCUAAGAAUUCUUAUGACUAUUUAUGACCCUUUGGGACUCAUUGGUCAUUUCCUUAUGUACUUAAAGAUAGUGUUACAGGAAGUUUGGCGCAGCGGUGUUGGGUGGGACGAAGAAAUCCAUCCACCACAGAUGACUAAAUGGACAAACUGGCUGUCACAUUUGUCAGAAAUAGAAGACAUUAAAAUACCUCGCUGCUAUUUGCAGACGUUUAAAUCUUAUCAUAAUCUAGAUGUGGAGCUACAUACAUUUGCAGACGCUAGCGAAAACGGUUAUGCUGCGAUAUCGUACCUUCGUAUUUCAGACGGCAGUGAGGUGGUAAUUUCUUUAGUCGGAUCUAAAACCAAGGUCGCCCCACUCAAGAUGACAUCCAUACCGCGCCUAGAAUUAAUGGCAGCGCUAAUUGCUUCCAGAUUUGCGACCAGUGUUGUCAAUAGCGCGACCAUUAAUAUACGGCAACGAUAUUUUUGGUCUGAUUCAAAAACUGUCAUUAGCUGGAUAAAAUCAGAUCACAGGAGGUACCAUCAAUUUGUCGCAUUUCGGGUUAGCGAGAUAUUAGAACUAACUGAGUUGAGUAAUUGGCGCUGGGUACCGGGUAAACUUAAUGUGGCCGACGAAGCUACUAAAUGGAAGAGGUGCGGGCCAGAUUUAUCAAAUGGCAGUAGAUGGAUGAACGGACCCGAUUUUCUCCGAGAACCCCAAGAUGCGUGGCCAACUCAAGUCGAAAUUCAAACCGGCACAGACUGUGAGCAGAGGCAUCACAUAUUGGCUAUUGACGAAGUUAGCAGCUUUGUUAAUAUAGAACGUUUUUCACAGUGGCGGAGGGCUAUGAGAGCUGUGGCGUACGCUAUUCACUACAUAAACAAACUGAGAAAACCCGAUCACCACUGCGAAUUAACCCAAGACGAGCUUAUUAAGGCCGAAACUGUUUUAUUGAAGCAGGCACAGAAGGUGGUCUAUAACGAAGAAAUUGCUCUUUUGAUGAAAGGUGAAAAGCGGAGGAUGGUGUAUUGCGCAUUGAUGGGAGAAUAG